UAUGUAUUUUGGGGAUUUUAGACAGCAGCGUGUGAACGGGACUUUUAUUUUGGUCUGGUGAUGUGACGUCACGACUCUGCACCGCAUUCCUGCAUCUGUUGUGAUUCGCCUGUAAAAAGAAAAACUCCUGGAGAAGCAGCUGAGAUCCUCACGACAAACUAUUAUAAAGAUGGCGUUUAUUAAAGAGGAGAGUGAAGAUAUAGAGAUUGAAGAAGCAUUCAGCGUAAAACAUGAAGAUACUGAGCAACAAACAGACCUGAUGGUGCUGAAAGAGGAGAGUCAAGAACUGAAAAACAUGGAAGAAAAAGAUGAGAAACAUGAUUUCAUGAUCAGAGAAAAAACAUCCACACAGACUGAAAUGACUUCCUCACAAAAAAGAGAUCAGAACAGUUCUAACAGUUAUUUCACCUGCAGUCAGUGUGGAAAGAGUUUCAGUCAAAAACAAAAACUCAGUGUCCACAUGAGAGUUCACACUGGAGAAAAGCCUUUCACAUGCCAACAGUGUGGAAAGAGUUUCACUCAAACACAAAGCCUUAAAGUCCAUAUGAGCAUUCACGCUGGAGAGAGACAUUUCACCUGCAAACAAUGUGGAAAAAGUUUCAAUCGAAAAGGAAACCUUAAUGUCCACAUGAGAAUUCACAAUGGAGAGAGCCCAUUCACCUGCCAACAGUGUGGAAGCAGUUUCAGUCAAAAAGGAAACCUUAAUGUCCACAUGAGAAUUCACACUGGAGAAAAACCUUAUACUUGCUCUCAUUGUGGACAGAGUUUUACUCAUAAAAACACCCUUAGUUCCCACAUGACAAUUCACUCUGGAGGAAAGCUGUUUGUAUGUGAUCAGUGUGGAAAGCACUUCAAAACAGAAAAAAGCCUUAGAGUUCAUAUAAAGAUUCACAAUGGAGAGAAACCAGUCACAUGUGAUCAGUGUGGAAAGAGUUUUACAAAUAAAGGAAACCUUAAUGUCCACAUGAGACUUCACACUGGAGAAAAGCCUUAUACUUGCUCUCAUUGUGGGCAGAGUUUUACACACAAAAAAUCACUUAAUACACACAUUAAAAUUUCACACUGGAGAAAAGUGUUUGUAUGUGAUCUGUGUGGAAAGCGUUUCUCAACAGAAAUGGGCCUUGGAUAUCAUAUGAACAUUCACACUGGAGGGAUAUCAUUCACAUGUGAUCAAGUGUGGAAAGAGUUUCACACAUAAAUUUCCACAUGAGGAUUCACUCAGGAGAGAGCAGUGUUCUAUAUCGUUAGUGUGGAAAGAGAUUCACACAAAGGAAACCUUAAAACUCACAUGAGACUUCACACUGGAGAGAAGCCUUUUAUGUGUCUUCGGUGUGAGAAGAGGUUUACGCAUCAAAGAGACUUGAAACACCAUUUGCAAACUCACUCUGGAAAGAAAUUCCAAUGUUCUGCAUGUAGUAAGAGGUUUACGGAAAAAAGGUGAUUUCAAAAAUCACCGGUGCCUUUACUCUGGAUGAAGGCAGUUUCAUUGUGAUCGGUGUGAUUAAAAAAUGCAUUUUGCCAUCACACUUACAGAUAUACCUGAAAAGAUGUGAGACCAUAUUUUGUUCUUUGUGUGGAAAGAGUUAUAAGUGGUUUGGCAAUGCAAAAUUGCAGAAUUUAUGUGAAAUUAAGGCUACAUUCACAAUGCUGCUGAAUGUCGACCAAAUCUGACUGUCCACCUUCAUGACAACUUCUUUAUUGUCACGUGUAUGUUCUGUUUUGAUUCAGUUUUCAUUGUGUUUUGUUUCUGUUUGCUGUUAGUUGGUUAAUUAGUUAACCAACUAACUCCCCUGUUCUCCUGUUUGCUUCUGUGGUUACAGAUUAGAGUCCUCAAUUUAGGUCAGUCUAGUUAGUUUUUCCCCUUGUUUGUUCUGCUAAGCCCUCUGUUUCAGUUUGUUCCUUGUUUUGCAUUGUUGACCGUCGAUGUUUAUAUGGUUGUCAUUUCUCCUAGUUCAUUGUAAUGACCUACCCGUGACAGAAUGCAAGACCAAAAACAAAGCAGCACUUUAACCUUGCCCAAAGGAGAAGGCUGAGGAAGAAGACAUUUUUUCUGUCCUGUCCAGUUUCGACCACAGGGACCAGGGUCUAAAUGAAGUUCCGGGUAAAAAUUUCCUCCCUCAGAAAGUCCCUGCUCGUGGGGUAGCACUUUUUCAAAGUUCCGAAACUUUCGGGGGUGGGACUUGGGCGCUGAACAUGCUGAUUGGUUGAGUUCACGGAGCAUUUUGAUUGGUUGACUCCAUGCAGCAUUUUAUUUCAACCACAUUUUUGAAAAGUCUGUUGCGGUGCAUAUAGUAAGAGUUGUUUGCUAUUCGAUUCAACAAGAGAGUUUAAAAAAAAUUGACAGAGGGACCGACAAUGAGGUUCAGACUUUAUUAAGUUUGUAUGCAGAGGACGAAAUCCAACUGGAACUGUAAAGUCGCAUGCAGUCCUUCGUCACCGGACUUAAUCUUCACGGUACUUUAGACCGCAAUGGAAAUGCAAACAGCAACAGGUUUGGGGGGAAAAAGUUCCUGGGAAAAGUGGGGAAAAGUGGCUUAUGGCUGCAUCCAAAAACUUAAAAGGUAGGAAGGCAUCAAGGCUGAUCCGAAUACAAUGUUACUUCCACUUUCUGUCUCAUGAGAUGCCUUCAUCUGAUCAAUUUUUGAAGGCAGGAUAGAUGUAUCUUUUGCAACCUUUGACAGCCUACAUUCCUAUGCAUUUCAUCCAUGACAAGUGGGCUAGAAAAAGAAAGCUGGCAUCUGAAAGUUGCAGUUUCUGGUCAGUUUGUGUGAAAAUACUUUGUUUUUGACAGACGUUUUCCACUUCUGAUGCCAUUUCAAGAAGUUACUACUGUAGUAAUUACAUAUUUGUUUAGUUCUCACCAAAAGCUUGCUCUGUUUUGCUGUAGAUCAUUAAACUCUUACGCUGCCUCAGAAGUCUGUCCGAAAUCAGUUCUGUGAGGUGCCUGCCUAUAAGGCAGCAAGGUAACAAGUCAGCUGCCUAAGUUUUCGGAUGCAGCCUAUAUCACCCUAUUCAUCUUAGUCAGUGGCCUCCACCACUCCUACAUGUAGUGCAGAAACCCCAGUCAGCACAGUCAACGUCUAGUCUCUUCAUUGUAUUUCCUUGCAAAGACUCUCCAGACUCCUACAUUAUUCUAGUGGAUUGUUUACCUGCAUGCGUUCAUCUCCUUUAAGUUUCCUCAUCUCUCUGUCUAAGCCUCUUCCUCAAAUUCUUCAUCAUCUGCCCAGACUCUCUUACUCUGUGCAAGAUCACAGCGGAGUUACUUCCAGUUAAGUAUCAUCUACACUUUCUGUUGUAUUCCACCAGUACCUGUUGAGUUUUGUGCACUAUUGCCUUUAAUAAACACCUGUUAAGUUCA
Messenger RNA from Megalobrama amblycephala (Wuchang bream), 3358 nucleotides. RefSeq names its product gastrula zinc finger protein XlCGF8.2DB-like. The record is from RefSeq and is a predicted model, not a curated record. The transcript is spliced from 3 exons. Gene Ontology annotation, biological process: regulation of cytokine production; negative regulation of transcription by RNA polymerase II; regulation of immune system process. Lineage: Eukaryota; Metazoa; Chordata; Actinopteri; Cypriniformes; Xenocyprididae. Bases 170 to 1198 code for a protein of 342 amino acids.